AUGUCGCAGCCAGGCUCGACCGAGCCGGUGACGGCCUCUCAUCUGGUCUCGACCAGCGCUCCCAAUGACAAACCCACACUCGCUCCUCCGAUAGCCCCAUCCGACGACGAGGCAGAAGAGGGCGAGAUCUUCGAUGAGGAAGAAGGUGAAAUCCCAGAAAGCCUCGCCGCUGAACCCGCAGUCUUUCACGCUGCGCCGACGCAGCCAGCAUCGUCCGCUGUUGCUGAGCCAGCUCCAGACGCACCAAAGCAUCCUUCCACAUCCGAAUUCCCGGCCAGCGAUGCCGUUGAGGAAGACGACAAGCAGCAGGAUAGCUCGACAUCUCAGUCUGCUGCGGAGGCGCUGCAUAGUGUUCCCAUCCAGGCCAGCGCUGAGACGUCACUGCCCGUCGAGUCCACAGAGCCAGCGUCGGAACCAAGUCAAGCUCCACCUCAAUUCAUGUCAGCGUCCACCUUCGAAGAGAAGAGCCCAAAAGAAGCAGUCCAGGAUUCGGUGGCAGAACUCACCAUUCUCGACGUUGCCGCUCCGGCUGCGCUAAAGGAGGCAGUGACGCAGUCUCAGGAGCAUGCUGAAGAAAACCCCACAUCGAAAGAGUCCGAAGACCCGAGCACGCCCAAGCUCCCGGGCGCAGAUGCACCCAAGCCAGAAGCCCCGACCCCCGCUACAGCCACGGUUGAGGAGCAAAGCCAUGACUACGCGGUCGACAAGACUACGCAAAGCAUCGGAGACGCCCAAAUGGUCACCGAAGUCCCGUCCACGGCGGGAGCGCAACUUACAGGAGGCGCUUCCGAGCCUGCGCCUGCCGAGACAUUGUCCCAAGCAGACGAGCUAUCCGACAUGGACGUAGACGAAAAGGUCGCCGUUCCGGCGCAUCCUGCAUCGGAAGAAAGUGAGAAGUCUGCUGAUGCUGCGCUGGAGCCUAUGCAAGUUGACGACUCUGUCCACACGCCAGCUGUUCACACUCCAGCACCGCCGUCGGAUGGCCCCGAAGUUCCAGCAGCAGCAGAGCCGGUCAUUGAGACCGCUGCCGAAGAGCAUCAGGAGGAAGAAGCAACAGCACACGAUUCCGCCCCAUCUCCACCACCUGUCAAGAGCGAACCGCAUGCGGAGGCCGGCGAGCCAUCGCAGUCAAAAGCAGCACAAGUGUCCGAAACGGCGCCAUCCGAGCCCGUCGAAAUCGCCCAACCUGAACCUGAAAAGCAGCCUCACAAAGAAGAGUCCAACAGGGCCGAUUUUGGUCCACGUGCAGAGACGACCAACGAGCAAGAGAUGCCAUCCGAGGCACGUCGACGAUCUACCACCCCUCGAUUUGCUGCAGUCGCUUUCUUCUCGGAUGCUUCAAAACCCGAAGAGGUGCAACGUCAUGCGACUGUGGAGAGGGACGACCCAUCGGCAUCAAGGACCUCCGAAGCGGAACGCGCUCGAUCAAGAGCCGCCAACAGAGGCUCGGCUGCACCCAGCACCGGUCAAGAGAGGCGUCUCGAAAGGGAGAGGACCAAGGAUCGAUCCCACCCUCCUGAGCAUUCGCAGGACCGUGAGCAGCGAGCCCGCGAGAAAGAUCGACGACGCGAGCUCGAACGCCUGGAGCGCGAACGAGAGCGCGAGCGCGAGCGCAUCCGCGACUCCGAACGCGACCGCGAGAUGAUGAUCGCUCGCGAGAACGAAGAGGCUCGACUCAUCUGGCUUUCACUGCCCGGCAAUGAUCAUCCGCAAUAUUACACAGACACGGACUCCGAUUCUUGCUACGGAGUUGGUGGGGCUCUCGGGGUCGAUCUCACCGAUGAAGAGGACAAGGAUUUGAAUCCGCCCUAUCCUCUGUCUCUGCAAGAGUAUCACCCGGCGCCCUCCUACUCGCAGUCUUACUACGACGACUCGUACUACAGCUCGAAGCGCAAGCGCAUCGACGAUGCUAUCGAGAUUGACUUUGCUGGUUCGUCCCGUCGCAACCGUCGCAAACCCAUGUCCAAACCUUCCGACGUGGAUCGUCCGGCACCGUCAAGCUCGGUGUCGGUGCAGCGUUUGCCUUCGACCGUCAUGAUCGACAUUGACGAUUUCCCUGUUCCGGACUCGAGCAUUCGUUCUGAGCCAUCCGAUCGACCUUUUGCCAGCAGGCUGGAUCGUACUUCCCUGCCCCGGAUAUCGCCCUAUAACCGGUCGGAGGAAGCGGAUGAAGACUUUGAAAGCUCCGAUUCCGAUGAAGAGGCAAUGCGCAUCGCCGAAGAACGUAAGCGACGACACGGCAAUCGAGGAGGCAAUCGAGGCAACAAGCUCUCUCGCGAUAAGGGAGCUCGGUGGGUGCGUCGAGGCAAACUCGGCGGCUGGACCGAGAUGCGCAUGGAAAAGGAGAUUGGAGAUCGUGUGCGACACCGCGUCGAAGCGAUGCAGAAGGACAACGUGCGCGCACUCUUGUCCGCGAUGCCAGAGGAAGACAAAGCGAUGCUGGCGCAAUUCCCUGCUCUUCGCAACGGUCUGAUACCGAGCGAGGCUCCCAGCAACGCGAGAAGAGAUGCGCGAGGCCGGCUCCUGGCAUCGGACGUUUCUGAAGCAGCGCGCAUCGAUGCUGAGCUUGGGCUCGACGGUGCUGCGAUCGGUUCGAGUGGAACCGAACAUCUCACUUCUACGUCGCUCGCACCGACACUUCUCAAGCCGGCCAUCACGCCGAGGCAGCUGCUGACGAGCCACACGCUUCGUCACACCUUCCGCAAUCCUCACAUUGCGGCACUGGGCAAGACAGCGCUAGAUCUGAUCGAGAGCGAAGGCGUGGUGGGACGUGCUGUCGGUCGAUGCUGGGCCGCCAUGGAGCGUGGUGGCUGGAACGAGGAUCCUGAGCCGAAAGGCGACGAGGUCGAAGAGGUCGAUGACUCUCAUCACCAGAACGGUGUCAACGGCAUGGAUAUCGACGGAUCGGACGCGGAAGGCUCUACGCGACACCGCGGCGAGGAUGGCGGUGCAAAUGGGGCAUCAACGAGCGUGUUCGGCUCGGCGAUCGACAAUCCGGCGCUGUCGCACUUGGACAGGCUAUUUGUCACCAAGCAAGGCCUCGCCAUCCCGCGAUUGGACGACAUGGGUCAGCCCAUCUUUGUCCCGCCUUCGCCGGCGACGCAGGUUGCGCGUGCACAGGCAGGUCUGGCCGACGAAGAGGCAAGCGAACCGGUGAUCGAGACCACCUUGUUACCCGCACCAGAGCAGCGGUCGAUCGUGCUGGCGGCGCUCGAGUGUCUGCACGACUUGGCGGCUGACUCUCGAGAAUAUGUGGACCGUCUCGAAGAGGUUCGCUCUCGUCUGGCUGCGGUCAAGCGUCGCCGUGCUCAGGUGUGGAACGCUGUACGCCAGUGGGCGCUGGACAAGGAUGUUGAGGCGUCGCUCGUCAAUGGCGCGAGGCCGGAUCAGAACGGUGCUCCCAAAUCAAUUGUCGAGGCUGCGGCUGCAGCUGCCUCGACGUUGUCGACGGCUGCGAGCACGGCGAAUGGCACCUCGCCCAAGAAGAGGAAGUAA
This is a messenger RNA of Sporisorium graminicola, 3495 nucleotides long. RefSeq lists its product as uncharacterized. The record is from RefSeq and is a predicted model, not a curated record. NCBI's taxonomy places the organism in Eukaryota, Fungi, Basidiomycota, Ustilaginomycetes, Ustilaginales, Ustilaginaceae. The transcript has a single exon. The coding region runs from base 1 to 3495 and encodes 1164 amino acids.